Eruca vesicaria subsp. sativa (arugula) is the source of this 2870-nucleotide messenger RNA. NCBI's taxonomy places the organism in Eukaryota, Viridiplantae, Streptophyta, Magnoliopsida, Brassicales, Brassicaceae. The record is from the annotation of a GenBank genome assembly.
GUGCUUUAAAAUUUAUGAUGAGUUCUCAGAAUCUCUCAACAGCUAAAUUAGUCAAUAAUCUGAAUCGGUUUCGGCCAUGGUAAAGCUCAAGCAUGGUGCCCAUGAAUGUGUGCUGACCUCACCGGAGAUCAUAGCCAACGGCAUAUGCAACAUCUGCUUCAAGGACGACCCGACAGAAUUCUCAUGUGAUCUUUGCAACUUCGAUCUCUGCAGACCUUGCUCCAAACUACCACUCAAGGUGUCACAUGGUUUUCAUCCACAACACCCUCUCGAGUUUUGUCUAGGCAACAGAGAAGGGAACAAGAGAUACAAGCUCUGCUCCGGGUGUGGUGAUCUAUUCUCCGACCAAUCCCUUUAUUACAAGUGUAAAGACUGUGAGAUCUUCUUGGAUCUCGGUUGUGCCAUCCUCAACAACAUCGAGACGAGUUGGAACGCUGAAGAAAAGCUACACUAUAGCCAUGCACACUUGCUGAAGAGGUGUAAGCCAGGACCAAACGCUAGAGGCACCUCCUCAUGCUUGAUGUGUGAGCUUCCUCUUACUCCUUCUGCUAUAUCUUACGGUUGCUUUCAAUGUCUCUUGUUUGUUCACGAGCGAUGCAUUGAUGAACUUCCUCGAGAGAUUCAGCAUCCAGUGCAUCAGGCACACCCUCUCACACGCCUUGAUUUCACACAUACUUGUGGUGGUGGGAAAGUAUGUGAUGCGUGCGGGGUCCAUAUCGAUGGUGCACCGCUUAGUUGCCUAAAAUGUAAUUUUCAUCUUCACAUGAGGUGUGCGGAUUCAUUGUUGCGAGGUUUGGUGAACAAGUUUCAUCGCCACAAGCUGUUUUAUAUAGCUACUUAUGCUGAAAUAAGUUUUGUAAAAAGGUGUGGAGUGUGCAUGAGAGACGAUGGUGGCUAUGGUGACGGCCACACGUAUCAUUGCGUGGAAUGUGGUUGGAAGUCUCAUUUCGAGUGUCUUGGAAUACCCAAGUCCGUUGUCAAGAAAUCAUAUCACAUUCAUCCACUUGUGCGUCAAAUAUUCGACAGUGAUGAUGAGUUUUGUGGCGUUUGUGAGACAAUGGUACACGCAGGGCGUUAUGCAUAUUGUUGCCUAGAAUGUGGUUUUGUUAGUCACAUUGAGUGCAUUUUACAUGAGGAAGUGCCAUCCCCGUUGUACUUGAAAGAUCUGUAUUCUCAUGGUGAAAAACUAAUUACAAUGCCACGAGCCGAUGACGAUGAUGAAUGUGAAACUAAAGAGUUAGAAAACAAACUCGUGGUUAUUGAUAUUAGGCAUAAUCAUGUGCUGAGUUCUUGCAAUGUUACGGCUUCUCUGAUAGAAUGCACGAUAUGUUCUAGGAACAUACAUGGAAGAUUAUGGGAAUGCGAAUGCGAUGACGAGACAUGUGAUUUCAAGGCACAUGAUAACUGCGUAAAGCUAAGACAACAAUCGAGGUAUAGAUUCCAUUUGAAUCAUCCUUUGACACUUCUACCAAGUUAUCCCGCAGGGACUAUUAAGAUGAGAUGUAACAUAUGCGAAGAGAAGAUAGAUUCUUUCAAUCUAUUCUGCCGCAUAUGCGAAUUCACCAUUUGUACAAAAUGCGCGGUAAGCGUUAAAAUGCGUCUUGGAGAGUUACAAAGGGGUCAAAAGUUCAUUAGGUACCUUGAACAUGAAGAAUGCUUGGAAGGAGGACAUGGCUUGGUUCAAGUUAUGGUCUCAAGGUCAUACACGGUGGCUUGUACUAUUUGUGACGACAUGCUGUGUGAUGAAAACAUAGUCUCAUGUCCGGACUGUGAAGAGAUUUAUCAUUAUCGGUGUUGUGAACUCUGGAGGCGAUACUGGGCUCUUGAAAAUCAUCCACUUCAUUUUAAUCACGGUUUAUAUAGGACCAGAUGGAAACCAGCUGGAUCAUCCAAAUGCACUGCUUGCAAACUUGAUAUUGAUAAUUCAAAGUAUGUUUUCUCUUGUUCCAUUUGCUCUAUCAGCUUCCAUUUUAAAUGCGCCCUAGCAGUGGGUCUAACAAAAAAGAUCAAGGCCCACAAGCACUGUGCCUACAACUUUGGGGACGACGCGGAGGCAUCCUCCUCGUCGUCCCGCCAUUGCACUGUUUGCAAUAAACCAUGUGGUGCGUCCUACUACGGGUGUGAUAUUUGUAACAUGUCCGCCCAUGUAGAAUGUAUUGGGUUUCCAACUUAUGUUAAGAACCAACUCCACCGGCAUAUUGUUCGGCUCAAGAAAAUUGAUGCCAAGAAAAUUUGUUCUAUCUGCGGAUUAGAAACCAAGUUCCCUGGUCAUAAGUAUCAUUACACAUGUGAUCGCUGUAAGGAUGCGUUUCACACCAACUGCAUAUUAAUGUCCAUGGUUGAACAUGAGGCAGCAACAGAAGAGGAACAAGUUAGUGAUAUCUCGAAUGAGGCAACAGAAGAGGAGCAAGUUGAUGAUCUCUCGAACGAGGAAGCAACAGAAGAGGAGCAAGUUGGUGAUCUCUCGAACGAGGAAGCAACAGAAGAGGAGCAAGUUGGUGAUCUCUCGAACGAGGAAGCAACAGAAGAGGAGCAAGUUGGUGAUCUCUCGAACGAGGAAGCAACAGAAGAGGAACAAUUUAAAAAUCGCUGGAACUUGUCCGAGGAUAUAUAUGGAUUGUAAGUAGGGAUGUUGUAUUGGGUAGUCCAACCCAACCCAGCCCUAAUUAACUUAAGCCCAACCCUAAAUGAGCCCUAAACCUUUUAUUACCCAUUAAAAUAUGUAAUAUAGGGCUUGACCCUUCUUAGCCCUAAAAGCCCUUUAUGCUUUUUUCAAUGUUUUUUUUUUGAAUAAAGAUAUUCUUUUUCAAUGUAAACACAUUUGUAACAUCAUAAAAUUUGUAAAAACAAUAACUACACAUUGAGCUAAG